Molecule: messenger RNA, 399 nt
Organism: Fusarium sp. VM40
Lineage: Eukaryota; Fungi; Ascomycota; Sordariomycetes; Hypocreales; Nectriaceae
Source: the annotation of a GenBank genome assembly
AUGAGUGCAUCCAAACUCUAUAUUUUUCUGCGUCUUUUUUUGAGCGCCAGUGCUUUCACUCUCGAAGCUGGAACUCAUGAGGAUGUAACAAAAGCCUGCGAUGCUGCCAUAUCAACCGAGAUCGAUUGCCAUCGAAAAGCUAUCAGCUUCCUUAACGGAGGCUGGUACGGUUCACUUGAGAACGAUACUCUGACCGACGCAGUUUGCACCGACGCCUGCUCCCGAUCGCUUCGCGACUGGGUCAGCACGGUCUCAGAGGACUGCGAGGAUGAAGAUGAGGCUCGUGCCGGCCUUCGUAUCUGGGCAGGCUGGAAUGCGACUUGUCUCAAGGACACCAAGACAGGGCGAUACUGCAAUGAUAUCAUCUUGGAUUUCACCGAUAGGGGAGAAGAUAAGUAA